AUGAGUACAUUAGAAGAUCUUCGAUCAGUUGUUAAACAAACAUUGGAACAGAACGGGUCGUUGGCCGCGACACGUGCAAAACUUCGUGCAGAUAUUUUUUCGACAUUACAAGAUCCAACGGAAGUCAAACCACGAAUUCCACAUGAAAAUCUUCUUAUCAACGAGCUUAUUCUCGAAUAUUUAAAAUACAACAAUUUAGAUUGUUCCGCAUCGGUGCUUGCUGUUGAAUCAGGACAACCGACACCCUCACUUGGUCGAGCUUUCGUUGCAGAACAAUUAAAUGUUCAUGACGAUGAAAAAACACGACAAUUGCCAUUACUUUACUCGCUGUUAUCCCAUUUUUCUUCAAAUUCAAAAGCAACAAAUCGUGCACUUUCAAAUCGUUUGAAUUAG
This is a messenger RNA of Adineta ricciae, 393 nucleotides long. Lineage: Eukaryota; Metazoa; Rotifera; Eurotatoria; Adinetida; Adinetidae. The record is from the annotation of a GenBank genome assembly.